GUUUUGCAGUUUUGGAUUUCAAUCUUUUCAUCAUUGGUGUUUGUCAUGUUGUCGUUAGUUGGUACUUUUGUUUUGCUUUUGUCAUUGGUGUCGUCUAUUUUGGUAUAUCAUUUGUCGCUGGUGUUGUUGGUUUUGCGGUUUUGGAUUUCGAUCCUUCUGUUGUUGGUGUUUGUCAUGUUGUCAUUAGUUGGUACUUUUGUCUUGCUUUUGUUGUUG
Messenger RNA from Racocetra persica, 216 nucleotides. The record is from the annotation of a GenBank genome assembly. Lineage: Eukaryota; Fungi; Glomeromycota; Glomeromycetes; Diversisporales; Gigasporaceae.